Messenger RNA from Serpula lacrymans var. lacrymans S7.9, 2640 nucleotides. RefSeq names its product glycoside hydrolase family 31 protein. Gene Ontology annotation, biological process: carbohydrate metabolic process. Gene Ontology annotation, molecular function: hydrolase activity, hydrolyzing O-glycosyl compounds; carbohydrate binding. NCBI's taxonomy places the organism in Eukaryota, Fungi, Basidiomycota, Agaricomycetes, Boletales, Serpulaceae. The annotation marks the transcript as partial. The transcript has 16 exons. The record is from RefSeq and is a predicted model, not a curated record.
CCAGGGUACACGCUCGGGUCACUUGUUGAGUCUGACACGGGCCUCACAGCUCAGCUCGCCCUCGCAGGUACUGCUUGUAAUGCGUUCGGACAGGACAUCCAAAAUCUCACUAUUCAAGUGACCUAUGAAACUGAGUCUAGACUUCAUGUCAACAUCUUCGACACUUCCAACCUCCAGUUCACUAUCCCAACCUCCGUCAUCUCCCGCCCAGACCCUCCUUCCACUUCCUAUAUCAACGGUUCAGACCUGGUGUUUAAUUAUGACGCUUCGCCAUUUGCAUUUUGGAUAACCCGUCGUUCUCUCCCCGAUGCAUUCCCCCUCUUCGACACUCGUCAAUCAUCCCUGCCUGCCACGCCUAUUCCCCCAUUCAUGCCGGGUGACAAUAGCACUGCACUGGAUGGGUUCCCACUGGUGUUCGAGGACCAAUACCUCCAGCUAACUUCCUCCCUCCCAUAUGGCACCAACAUCUACGGUCUCGGCGAAGUGAUCGCCUCCAGUGGAUUCAGACGCGACAUUGGCACAGGUGGCGGCGUCGGGACCCUCCAAACCAUGUGGAGCGAGGGCAACGCAGACCCCAUCGACGAAAACAUGUACGGCUCGCACCCCAUCUACCUCGAGCACCGCUACAAUGAAACCACCGGAAAGUCAUCCUCGCAUGGGGUGAUGCUCUUCAGCUCUUCCGGUGCCGACAUCCUCCUCUCGACCCCGCAGUCAGAAAAGAAUGUGUCGCUGAUCGAGUAUAGGCUGGUGGGAGGGGUGCUUGAUUUUUAUUUCUUUGCAGGACCGAGUCCGACGGAGGUGAUCGCGCAGUAUUCGGCUGUGACGGGUCUUGCGAAUUGGCAACCUGCGUGGGGUUUCGGGUUUCAUCUCUGCAGAUGGGGCUAUAACAACAUCAGUGUCACACGAGACCAGGUGCUAAGCAUGAGAGAAGCUAAUAUACCACUUGAGACCCAAUGGAAUGACAUCGACCUCUACCACGCUUAUCGCGACUUUACGUCCGACCCUGUCAGUUUCCCGGCGGACGAGAUGAAGGAGUUUAUCGAGGAGCUCGCGUCGAAUAACCAGCACUAUAUUCCAAUUGUCGAUGCGGGCGUGGCGAUUCUGAAUAAUGCAACCGACGUCUAUUAUCCCUACUCCCGAGGCUCCGAACUGGACGUGUUCGUCAAGAACCCGGAUGGUUCGGAGUAUAUUGGGCAGGUGUGGCCUGGGUAUACGGUCUUCGGAGACUGGUUCGCGAACAACACCCAGCAGUGGUGGUCCGAGGCACUUCGUAAUUGGAGCAAUUAUGGGAUCGAGUUUUCGGGAAUAUGGCUUGAUAUGAACGAGGUUACUACGUUUUGUAAUGGCUCUUGCGGGUCGGGCGCAAACACAGCAGACAUGGACGUAUCUAUUGGUGCUGGUGAGGAGACGGGUGUGAACCUCAACGAGCCGCCCUACGCGAUUCACAACAGACACCCGAAAAAAAUAGCCUUGGGCCCAUUGUGGGCGGGUACUCUCGCGACAAACGCGACGCACGCGGGUGGCUAUGUCGAGCUUGACGUGCAUAAUAUGUGGGGAAUGAUGGAGGAGAAGGCGACGCAUGCAGCUGUAUCGGAGAUUCGCGCUGGGGAGAGACCGUUCUUGAUCUCGCGCUCGACGUUCCCAUCGUCGGGGCGGUGGUCGGGCCAUUGGCUCGGAGACAAUUUUAGCAAGUGGCAAUAUAUGUACUACAACAUCCAGGGUGUCCUGCAGUUCCAGAUUUACCAAAUCCCGUUCGUAGGCGCAGAUACUUGUGGAUUCCAUGAUAAUACAAGCGAAGAACUCUGCAACCGAUGGAUGCAGAUGUCAGCGUUUGUGCCAUUCUAUAGAAACCAUAAUAUGCUUGGAAUGUUGUCGCAGGAGCCUUACCGCUGGCCUAGCGUGGCAAAUGCAUCCCGAAUUGCUAUUGCGGCACGUUACUCGAUGUUACCAUACUGGUUGACGCUGUUCGCCAACGUAUCCACGAUCGGGACUCCACCCGUUAGAGCCCUGUUCUACGAGUUCCCUGACGAGCCGGAGCUCUUUGAGGUGGACAGGCAGUUCAUGGUAGGCCCUGAUAUUCUUGUCACCCCCGUCUUGACGCCGAAUGCUACUACCGUGGAUGGAAUCUUCCCUGGCCGUGGAAGUGUCAUAUGGAGAGACUGGUGGACGCACGAUGUGGUGAAUGCGACUGUGGGCGGGAACACCACGCUCUCUGCACCACUGAGUCACAUCAACGUCCACAUUCGCGACCACUCCGCCCUCCUCCUCCACGCCGAGCCUGCUUACACGAUCGCAGAAACGCGUGCGGGUCCCUACGCGCUCCUUAUCUCACUUGACACUGCUGGCACCGCGUUCGGAAACGCCUACGUUGACGAUGGUAUCAGCUCGCCGCCUGGUCCAAGCACAGUCUUGACGUUCACAGUUGCGAAUGGAGAGCUGAAUGUAGAAAGUAAAGGCGAGUGGGCAAUUGAGCAGAUGUUGGAGGAGAUCACUGUGCUUGGGGUGCAGGUGAAGCCGACAGGGGUGACAUUGAGUGGGGCACCUGUUAAAGAGUGGACGUAUGAGGAAGGCCAGGAAGCGUUGGUUGUUUCUAAUAUUAGCGUGGUUUUGAACGAGAGCUCGACGUUGGCGUGGAAGUGA